UCACUUUCCGACCAUUUGGCCAACAGUGCCUUACCGAUCACGAAAAUCGAGCCAGCUUCGUCUGUCAGCCAAAUCAACUAGUUGUCAAAAUUUUCGGACGCACCUGUUGCGGUUCCUCUUGCGAAAGUUUGCGUUUGAUGAAAAGGCCGUGGUGGAAAUUCGGUUUGAAUUAAGGCAUGCCGAGAGCUUUUCUACUUACCAACCGACGUUACAAUUUGGAAGAAAUGACGCAUACAGGCGAUCACAACAGUGACCAACAACACGUGAACGGAAAUGAAAAAUUUCAAGGAUCACCCACAAGAGCACCAGAGAACAUAUUCGGAUGUCCAGAUGAGCUUUAUAACCUGACCAAGUUAGCGGAAAUUGCCGUUGCAACAGGGGAAAUUCUCGACCAGAAAAAGUUCCUGAGCGAAUGUUCUACAUCUGCCACAGAAACUUUUUAUUCCGGAUAUACCCACAAGCUCUUCGACAAAUCCUCGAAAAUCCCAAGACCGCAUUUGAACAAGACAUUCUCAAAAUCAUCACCUGUUCAUCAAAAAAAUGGAGAGGAUUCCCCAUCCACCAGUGAACAAGGCGAUCAUGAAUGUCCGGAGUGUGGCAAAUCAUACAGCACUUCCUCCAACUUGGCUCGUCAUCGUCAAACUCAUCGCAGUCCAGCCGACAAAAAGGCAAGAAGAUGUCCACAUUGCGAUAAACUCUACGUCAGUAUGCCCGCAUUUUCUAUGCACGUCAGAACGCACAAUCAAGGUUGCAAAUGUCAGUUUUGCGGAAAAUGUUUCUCAAGGCCGUGGCUACUGCAAGGGCACAUCAGGACGCAUACAGGGGAGAAGCCCUUCAAGUGCACCAUCUGCAGUAAAGCGUUUGCGGACAAGUCCAACCUACGUGCACAUAUCCAAACACAUUCCAACACCAAACCGCACGUUUGUGGGAGAUGCGGCAAGGCCUUCGCCCUGAAAUCGUACCUCUACAAGCACGAGGAAUCUUCCUGCAUGAGGAUCCACGGCAGAAAUUCCCCAGCCGCAGCUGAAAAAUGUAAGGCAUCACCAACGCCUGUGAUCGUCUCGGUGGGCAAGGUCGAUGCCAAAACAGAGAACAAUCCGAAGCCAUCGGUGAUAUACAGAUCGACUGUCAUAUCGCCAAACCCCGAGCGUUUGCUCUACUCCAGAUUGCAGCACCCUUCCAUCAUCAUGAGCACUGGUAAAUCUGUCCCUUAUUGUAUUUCACAAGAUCAGCCUAUGGAUUUCUCCACAGGUUCGAAGAAAACUUUCGAAGAGAAUAAGGUAUCCUGUAGUCCAAACAGGCCAGCCGAGUUUGGCGUUGUUAGAGCUAUUGCCGUUUGAUUAUGAGCAUUCGUUUGAUUUGAUCGUGCAUUUAUACUCUCGAUUCCUUGUAGGGACCAUACUAUAAUUUUGAGUGUUGUGAAAUUGUUGAAAGUCAAGAAUUAAAGAUUUAGUUACCGA
Molecule: messenger RNA, 1460 nt
Organism: Coccinella septempunctata (seven-spotted ladybird)
Lineage: Eukaryota; Metazoa; Arthropoda; Insecta; Coleoptera; Coccinellidae
Product: zinc finger protein SNAI2-like
Exons: 5
Coding region: 177-1340 (387 amino acids)
Biological process (GO): regulation of DNA-templated transcription
Molecular function (GO): DNA-binding transcription factor activity, RNA polymerase II-specific; RNA polymerase II cis-regulatory region sequence-specific DNA binding
Source: RefSeq, a predicted model, not a curated record